AUUUGUAACAUUUAUUUCUUGGCAAUGAAUGUAUUUCAUAUUAGAUCUUCCCGAAAGCAGAUGACAUGAACAAAAUUAACCAGACAUUUGUAUCAGAAUUUCUUCUUCUGGGUCUUUCUGGAUAUCCAAAGAUUGAGAUCAUUUACUUUGUUAUAAUUUUAGUAAUGUAUCUAGUGAUUCUAAUUGGCAACAGUCUUCUGAUCAUAGCAAGCAUCUUUGAUUCCCAUCUUCACACCCCCAUGUAUUUCUUCCUGGGCAACCUCUCUUUCCUGGAUAUCUGCUAUACAUCAUCCUCUGUUCCCUCAACUCUGGUGAGCUUAGUCUCAAAGAAAAGAAACAUUUCCUUCUCUGGAUGUGCAGUACAGAUGUUCUUUGGGUUUGCAAUGGGAUCAACAGAGUGUUUGCUCCUUGGAAUGAUGGCCUUUGACCGCUAUGUGGCCAUCUGUAACCCUCUGAGAUACUCCAUCAUCAUGAGCAAGAUGGUGUAUGUGCUGAUGGCUUCUGUGUCAUGGCUCUCCGGUGGAAUCAACUCAAUUGUGCAAACAUCCCUUGCCAUGGCAUUGCCUUUUUGUGGAAAUAAUAUUAUCAAUCAUUUCACAUGUGAAAUAUUAGCUGUCCUCAAGUUGGCUUGUGCUGACAUAUCCCUCAAUAUUAUCACCAUGGUGAUAUCAAAUAUGGCAUUCCUAGUUCUUCCACUGGUGGUCAUUGUUUUCUCCUAUAUGUUCAUCCUCUACACCAUCUUGAGAAUGAACUCAGCCACAGGGAGACGCAAGGCCUUUUCCACCUGCUCAGCACAUCUGACUGUGGUGAUCAUAUUUUAUGGUACCAUCUUCUUUAUGUAUGCCAAACCCAAGUCUCAAGAAGUGUCUGGGGAAAACAAAUUGCAAACUUCAGACAAGCUCAUUUCCCUAUUUUAUGGGGUAGUGACCCCCAUGCUAAAUCCUAUAAUCUACAGCUUGAGGAAUAAGGAUGUAAAAGCUGCUGUAAAAUAUCUGCUAAACCGAAAACCUAUUCUGUAA
Manis pentadactyla (Chinese pangolin) is the source of this 1019-nucleotide messenger RNA. Its product is annotated as olfactory receptor 13C3. The record is from RefSeq and is a predicted model, not a curated record. Gene Ontology annotation, molecular function: olfactory receptor activity; G protein-coupled receptor activity. The transcript has a single exon. NCBI's taxonomy places the organism in Eukaryota, Metazoa, Chordata, Mammalia, Pholidota, Manidae. Bases 66 to 1019 code for a protein of 317 amino acids. Gene Ontology annotation, cellular component: membrane. Gene Ontology annotation, biological process: G protein-coupled receptor signaling pathway.